UCUUUCUCAGGCGCGUGCUCGCUCCACUCCGGUCCCACAUAAAUAAAUAGCGUCAGAAGGAUGUGGGAGAAGAGCGAUGUUGCUGCCAGUGGAAAAAGAACAAUGUUGAGGCAACUCUCCCCUGUUUAUCUUCAGCACAUGCUUCCAGUCUGGGGAUUACAGGCACGUUCCCCUUGGAUUUCUUGCCCACUGAAGGAUGCUCUGUUCUGACGGCACUUCUGCCGUACCCACAGCGAGGACUAUUGGACUUUGCUUACUGUUUCCACCUGAUAGCCUUAGAGCAACUGAUCCAGCCUGCCAGAGGAACCCAUGGAGUCCAUCCCCAUGGUAGAUGGUCCACUCUACAUUUGCGCUUGGCAAUAGACAACGAGGCAAAAAGAUUAGAAAGAUUGGCAGCCGAUCAGCUCCAUGGUUUUCUGACUUUAUCAAGGCUGUGAUUUUUGGCAUCUGAUAAAGAGAUGACCCAGGAACAGUGCCCUCAUAGGAACAAUGUCCAGAGUACCGAAAAACCGCAAGUGUAUAAAGUGGGGAUCUACGGCUGGCGGAAACGUUGCCUUUACUUCUUUGUUCUCCUCCUUAUGAUCCUCAUAGUGGUCAACCUCGCUCUCACCAUCUGGAUCCUCAAAGUUAUGAACUUCACUAUAGACGGCAUGGGUCACCUGCGCAUCACUGAAAGAGGCCUGAAACUUGAGGGCGAUUCGGAAUUCCUUCAGCCGCUGUAUGCCAAAGAAAUCCAGUCCAGACCAGGAAGCCCAUUGUUCCUGCAGUCAUCUAAGAACGUGUCUGUCAACAUCCUCAAUGAGAAGAAGCAAUUAGUAUCUCAGCUUGUUGCAGGUUCUCAUGGAGUUCAUGCACGGGGCAAAAUGUUGGAGGUAAAAUCGAGUUCAGGAAAGCUGCUCUUCUCUGCAGACGACCAUGAGGUGGUGGUUGGUGCAGAGAGAUUACGAGUUAUGGGAGCUGAGGGUGCAGUGUUCAGCAACUCAGUGGAGACGCCACACGUGAGGGCCGAGCCGUUCAAAGAGUUACGGCUGGAGUCUCCUACACGCUCGCUAUACAUGGAGGCGCCUAAAGGAGUGAAAAUAGAAGCUGACGCGGGUGAUUUCCAAGCAACCUGUAGGAGCGAUUUACGCCUGGAGUCAAAAGACGGAGAGAUCAGCUUGGACGCCAGCAAAAUCAAGCUCCCACGUCUGCCAGAGGGAAAAGCCUCCACCUCUGGACCGAGACAGACUGUCUUUGAGGUGUGUGUCUGUCCCAACGGAAAACUCUUCUUAUCACAAGCAGGAACUGGCUCUACUUGCCAGAUGAGCAGCAACUUAUGCCUCUAAACACUAACAAACUCACUUCCACCCACACACAAACACUACAAAACUCAUACACAAGACUCGAUCCUCUCAAAGAAUCCAACGUCUAAAAGGAUUUCCUCAAAAGAUUCUUGAAAAUACUUUGUAAAACCAUGUUUGAGGCUGGCUGAGACCUUUAAGGUGAUCACCAGAAACACACCAUGACAGACGGACAUUCAGAUUCAUACCUCGCUUGUACUCGUCGGCGUCCUCUUUUUUCACUCAGAAACAGACGAUAUAUAUUUUUUUUGCUGAGGAAAGUAUCGUGGGUGCUUUAAUCUUGUGUACGCCACAUAAAUAAAACAGAUACACUCUUUGUAACAUCACAUUUUGUAUGAUUACUGGAGUCCCGCAUCUACAGUUCUCCAUCUGGGACACGUCUCGUGACGGUGAUCACCUGUUAUCCAAACUGUGCUCGCACCGGGAGGGAACCCGUGUGUGCACACACACAUAAACACUCUGUUGAAAAAGACGAUUUCUGUGCCUUAAUUCAAUGCACUCGUGGCAAGAAGCACACCCCACUGACUUUUCUUUAGACAAGGAGACUUGUGUUGAAGUUACUUGCCUUUUGCUCCCUAGUUAACUUAUUUUUAACUGCAUUUAAAUAAUAAUAAUAAAAAAGUUUGAAAAACCCCAUUUAACCCCAAACUUACAUAGAGAUUUGUUUGCUUUAAUGUGAAAAGGAGAAGAAAUCAUUUCUGGUUUUAUUUAAAUGCAUUUUAUUUUGUUGUUUUUUGUUGGCUUGGCACAGAGUGAAAAAAGACGAGUUUGAUGUGUGGAUGUUUUUGUGUGUAUUAUUAAGUCUGAUUUUUGCUCGUAUUGUGUUAUUGAGCUCUUAACAAACUAGAGACACUCAAAACCAAAAAAGAAUAGCUGUCAAAAAGUAGGAAGCUGAUGAAAAUCGAAAAUGAUUUUGUAAAUCAUUUAAUGAAAUUAUGAAUAAAUACAUGUUUUAUUCAA
Molecule: messenger RNA, 2300 nt
Organism: Danio rerio (zebrafish)
Lineage: Eukaryota; Metazoa; Chordata; Actinopteri; Cypriniformes; Danionidae
Source: RefSeq, a predicted model, not a curated record